GACUUGGGACUGCCGAUCGCCCUGGCCACCGCCUUCAAUUCCAGACGUCGCUUCACGCUGCCUCCUUUGACUGCCCCCUGCAAAGACUCCCAUCACACUCUGCGCCGCUCCGUCUAUACUGCAUCAAACUCUGGUUGCGCCCAUCAAGACACAAGCAGCAAAAAAUGUCGUCCGCUGAGACUGGUCUCCCCGAGGGCUGGGAGGUGCGCCGCUCGAACACGAAGAACCUGCCAUACUACUUUCAUGCGCAAACCAAAGACUCGCGAUGGGAACCGCCCGCCGGCACCGAUCCGGAGAAGCUCAAGGCGUACAUGGCAGCCAACCACAGCUCCAAGGGUGUUGCGCCUGCUGCCUCUGCGCCGACCGAGGGCAAGAUUCGAUGUGCUCAUCUGCUUGUCAAGCACCGCGACAGCAGACGCCCUGCUAGUUGGCGAGAACCAAACAUCACGCGUUCAGUGGAGGAGGCUCGCGAGAUGAUCAAAAAGUACCACGAGCAGAUCAAGGCAUACGAGCAGGGCCAGAGUGAUGCAAACGCAAAAUCACUGUCUGAGCUGGCAACGACCGAGUCGGACUGCAGCAGCGCCCGCAAAGGAGGCGACCUUGGCUUUUUUGGCAAAGGCGACAUGCAGAAGGAGUUUGAGCAGGCAGCGUUUGCGCUUGAAAAGGGCCAGGUCAGCGACAUGGUGGAGACGGCAUCAGGAGUGCAUUUGAUCCAAAGGCUGGAAUAGUCGAGAUGCCGUGCCAAUGGCCUAGGAGAGAGGCGGCAAGCCCAAGCCGUCGAGAUUGCGUGCACUUGGACGUGGACUACUGGCAAAGCGCCGGGCAGGGUGAUGAGGGAUUUACUGGGGCGGAUGCCGGCUAUGCUAGAUAAAAGGGUGUCAAGCGUGGCCCAACGUCGCACAAAAGCGCUCAACACCAAACAAUGAUAACGAUGAAGUGCAAUG
Bipolaris maydis ATCC 48331 is the source of this 944-nucleotide messenger RNA. RefSeq lists its product as uncharacterized. The record is from RefSeq and is a predicted model, not a curated record. NCBI's taxonomy places the organism in Eukaryota, Fungi, Ascomycota, Dothideomycetes, Pleosporales, Pleosporaceae. Gene Ontology annotation, cellular component: nucleus; cytosol. Gene Ontology annotation, molecular function: protein binding; peptidyl-prolyl cis-trans isomerase activity.